ACUUAGCCCAUGAUCACGAGUCGACUCACUGAGUUAUUAACCAUUCAAUUCGAGAACCGCAACCGCUCGAUCUACAUCUCAAACUCAACGAACAUGUAAACUUCCACUCGUAUCUCUCGGGUCACUAAAUCGCUCCCCUCUGUGACUGGAGCCUUUUCUCGACACAAGCUCUGCUUUCCCGUUCCCCAUCUCUCAUCACAGUAGAUAAGAGCAAGUCCAGGAACUGCCAUCAACUUUGCCGCUUCGCCUCCUUCCUCUUCCUCCUGUGCAGUCCGCGACUUCGAUGGCCAAAAGCUCAAAGCAUGGGGCAACGGAGACCGAUGCACGGAGCCUCGCCAUCACCGUCGAGAGAAACCUUCCUGAGUCGCGAUUACAACAACUUGGCAUCAAGUCAUGGCCCAAGUGGGGGUGUCCUCCAGGAAAGUUCCCUCUCAAGUAUGAUGCCCAAGAGACGUGCUACCUCCUCAAAGGGAAGGUGAAGGUCUACACGAAGGGUUGCCCAGAGUGCAUGGAGUUUGGCGCAGGAGACCUUGCCGUCUUCCCCAAGGGACUCAGUUGCACCUGGGAUGUCUCCGUCGCUGUCGAUAAGCACUACAAAUUCGACACGUCCUCUUAGAUGUUCUUCCAUUCUAUCCAUGUUUCUUUUUACUGUACCAUUAGGCUUUCUUCUUUCUUGACUUGUGACUUAGCAGGAGAUUAGGGUUGUCAACAUUGUAGGCAAAGGACCUCUUAUCGGUCAAUGCAGGGCCACGUUCAAAGUAAUCUUGUUUGUUCCUUUGAAUGAACUUUAAAUGUUCCUUUGACCACUACCACAACCUUUGUGACUCGAGGGAUAA
Musa acuminata AAA Group (dessert banana) is the source of this 836-nucleotide messenger RNA. RefSeq lists its product as uncharacterized. The transcript has 2 exons. The coding region runs from base 284 to 616 and encodes 110 amino acids. NCBI's taxonomy places the organism in Eukaryota, Viridiplantae, Streptophyta, Magnoliopsida, Zingiberales, Musaceae. The record is from RefSeq and is a predicted model, not a curated record.